Molecule: messenger RNA, 611 nt
Organism: Hydractinia symbiolongicarpus
Lineage: Eukaryota; Metazoa; Cnidaria; Hydrozoa; Anthoathecata; Hydractiniidae
Product: lens fiber membrane intrinsic protein-like
Exons: 3
Coding region: 105-572 (155 amino acids)
Cellular component (GO): plasma membrane
Source: RefSeq, a predicted model, not a curated record
CAGGAGAGUAGAUAUAGAACUGGUGAAGUAUACAUACAUGGGCGUUUGGCUUAACACGUUGCAACAAGACAGUCGCGCUUAAGAUCAGCCACAAGCAUUUUAUCAUGGCUUCUAACCUGUUAAAGCAUAUCAAUUUCGCUUUGAUAGCCUUUGCUGCUCUCUUUGCAGUUCUGGCCACCGCAGGAAACCAUUGGCGAACGUUGAAAACUGAUCACAACAACCAUCUUGGUUUGUGGAAACAGUGUACCGCGAUAGGAUGCUCAACGCAUGACAUAGAGUCGGUUCGUCCUACACAAGUCUUGAUGGUGUUGUCAUGCAUCUGUUUUGUUUUCAUCUUUGCUUACAUGCUUCUUCUCCAUUUUGUGAAAACUCUAUCUCCAAAAUUCACAGCAAUCCUGUUGUUAAUAACUUUUGUCUUUGAAGUGGCUGCAAUGGGCUACUUCACCCAUAAGAUGCAAGACGAUCUUCACAGCUUUGAAUGGUCAUUCGCAUUAGGAUGGGUUUCGGCUGGUCUUGCGUUAAUAACUGGAAUUAUUUCUUUCUUCCAUGCAGAAGACUACGAUCAACUGUAAAUGUAAAGUUCUGAAUAAAAAUAUCUCUUUUUUUGUAAA